Molecule: messenger RNA, 2278 nt
Organism: Xenopus tropicalis (tropical clawed frog)
Lineage: Eukaryota; Metazoa; Chordata; Amphibia; Anura; Pipidae
Gene: gmnc
Product: geminin coiled-coil domain containing
Exons: 5
Coding region: 482-1471 (329 amino acids)
Cellular component (GO): nucleus
Source: RefSeq, a predicted model, not a curated record
AAUAUUCCUAACACUGCUGGUAAACUCAAACUCUAGCUGCACACACUGCCUCCCACCUGUGCUACAAUUCCCUGCUUUUGGUGUGGGGAGGGCAGAGGGAGUUUAAAAUUGCUGUAUUACAGACUCCAUAAUAAGUUUUCAACUGUUUAUGUUGAUCAAGAUUUUUUUUUGCAUGUGAUAAUUGACAUAGAUAAGAGCCUGUCCCACCCCAUUGAACACUUUAGUUUUAAUACAGAAUAAACAAAUGUGGGGUUGGGUGAGCAGAGCUAGAUAAAAGCAGACUUUAUUCUGUAUGGUAAUUUAUUGGGAAUGAAUAGCUUUGAUUUGGGCAGGCUGCUACCAUCACCUAUUUGACAGCUUGGCACCAAAUCAGAUUCGUGGUUUCCAGAGUCCUGGGGGAGUGGCCCAGCUCCCAUAGAUUAGGGCUGCUCUGGCUCAGCCCUCCCUCACUUCCCUUUAAAUACUGCUCACAGAGGCUUCAAUGAAAAGGUGCCUGCCAGGAACACAUUCAAGCAACAAAAUGAACACCAUUCUGACUUGCCAAGACCAGUACUUUGCAGGGGGUCAGGGUUAUGACUGCCCAUACUUUUCCUCAACGUCAGCCUCCACUGUUGAUGUUUCCAAGGAGACUUGGGUCUCUCUCUGGGCUUCUGGUCUCCUGGACAACAGAUCAAGCAGCCAUGCCCCACACACUCAAGAGCAAAUUUAUAACAUGGGGAACUCACUCCAAGAAGAUUAUCUGUUUGGUGACCAACUAUCUACCCAGAUAUUCGCCAAUAAGCAGCUCCAGGAUACCCUACUGCAAAGGGAAGAGGAGCUGGCCAGACUUCAUGAAGAGAAUAACAAACUGAAGGAAUACCUGAACUCUGCCUUUGUAAAAGCCUUAGAGGAAAAGACCAAGAAAUUACUGUGCCAGAAUGGGCAGUCUCCCUUCUGCACCAAUUCCAAGAGGAAGAUGCCAUUCAGCAACAAUGCUACUUCUGGGAGUGAGGCCAAGAAGGCCAGAAGGAAUCUGUAUGAGGAACUCACUGCCUGUGAAGCCCAGUCCAGCCCAGUUGUAGAGAAGUGGGUUCUCCAAACCCUAGGACUAAAAGAUGUCAAUACAAUUGAUGAUUCAGCGUCAGCUAACUACAGUGCCAUGUCUUUCCAGCCAGGGCAAGAUUCUCCCUCCUCUGGCUACAGUACUGCCUGCCUGACCCCUGGCCACAGCCAAGCUGCCACCUCUUGUAGCCUCUCUCCUUCUCAAUGCAGCUCUGCAUCACUGCCAGAAAGUGAGUCUGCCAGCCCAUUAUCUUCUCCUACCUACUACACCCCUGAUGUGGCUCCAAACAAGACAGAGGUGGCUUUCUCCACAUCUCUGCACCCCCACUGCAAUGUGAAGACCCACAGCUUCCCCCAGGGCCAGGCAUUUGUGCGCAGGGAUGCACAGGAUGGCUGGAAGUUCACUUGGGUGCCCAAGCAGUCUGAAUGAAUGGGGCGCCCACCCCCAAGAACUUGUAAUUGCACUUCGUUCUCUUCUGAAGAGAGCCCCAUAAUCAGUGGUGUAACAAUAGAGGGGACAGACCCUGUUACCGGGGGACCCCAGAGGUACAGGGAGCUUGUAAGGGGGGUAGCAGGUGACCCAUGAUUUUGUUUAUGUCACCCGUGGUUCUAUGCAGGGGAUUCCUAAUUCCCUUACGGACUCAAGUAACCUUUGAGGAUACAGACCUGUAUCUCAGCACUGCCCACCCCAUCCAUUUAACUCACUGCUGGAUAAGCAGCUGGGCAGCUCCAAGACUUAUCAAGGACUUUUCCUUUGUUUACAAGACAUUGUAUUUGACUUUAUUUUAUUUUUUCCAUGAAAAAGAAUGUAGGAUGUACAAACAGUAUUUUUUCUGUUGGGAUAUAUGUACAGCCCUACUUGUGGUAUAGUUGCAUAAAGAUCCACUGUAAUUUUCUGCCUGAGAAAUUCAGUAUAUUGUCACUGCCUUAUUCUCUGUGGUAUAUUUCCCCCACGGAUCGCCAUUCUACCUAUAAACUCCAUGUGAUAUUUGUGUAUUUAUCAGUUAUUCAGGGAGAUGAACUAGAAGUUAAUUUAUAACUCAUCACUGCCUUGUACUCUAUGCAAGUACAUUUCACGCAGAUUGACUCUCACUUACUCCUCUCUGGUUUCAGCAAUGGGACCGCACAGGAAUGGGUUAAUCACAUUGUGCUAAAGGACAACUCCAUAUGCCUUAACAUCUCUCAGUUUUUUGUUGUUUUCACUGGAAUGUGAAUAAAACUGGAAAUGUAACUUGUU